AAGGAAUAUUUGAUUUGCGAUGUUGCUGCUUUGUAUAUUUGUACUAUUUUUAGGACUUUCCACAGUCCAAGGACAAGGGAGAGUGUAUAUUGGGUAUGCUGGCAGUUCUGUGGUGCCUGUCCUCCGAUUUUCCAGCAAUGAUGCUACACUAACAGUUCCAGUGUAUUUACAAGUAAUGAAUGCCACAGAUGUUGCUGCCGUAGAAAGUCUUAAUCCUAAUGUGGUGGUGUCCUGUGAGCUGAGCUACCCUGUUGAAGGUUACAGUAGAGCCAGUUUUGUUGAUGUUACUGUAGGCAACACUAAUACCAACAGCACUGUCAAUUUUAAUAUAAAUAAUCCUGGACGCACCUUAGAUGUGCGAUGCUUUGGCGUUUCUAACAAUGGCUUGUUUACAAAGACUGGAUCCAUCAGCUCCCCAGUCCCGUUUACCAUUGUUACUGCCCCAAAAGUCAGUAUUUGUACAGAUGGUGGGGUGGUGGUACAGAACUUGCCACGAACAACAAAGCAGAGCUUUCUGGUAGGAUUUAGUGAAGCCACCUUGGGUCCUGUAGACAUCAUCUGUAUAGUAGCUGGGAGUGGAACAACACAGCUGAACAUUUCAACUGUCACGUCCAGUGCCAAUGAAAACAGGACCACGGUGACUUACAGUCUGAAUAAUGCUGGCACACCUGUAACGGUCAGAUGUUCCGGCCAAUCGCAGGGAGGAACGAGACAGUACUUACAUAGUACCUCUGCAGGGGAUUUUGUUCAGUUUACAAUGAAUAGCCCACAACUGAGAAUAUAUCCUCGAUACAUGGAGUCCACAUCACCGUCCUUCAAUAUGCUGGUGGUGGUGGAGUCUGCUCCUGAUUCAGGGGUACCCCUACUAAGCUGUCAGGCCUCUGUCUUCAAUAACACUCAACAGGUGGCUGAGGCCAUCAACCAAACCAAUCUGGCAGGCAAUUGUCCCAUAGCUACUACAACUACUACUACAACAAGUCUGUUACAUUUUACAGCUUCUCCUUCUACUACUACUGCCUCCACUGACGUCUCUGGUCCAGCCUGGGGUGCCCUCAUUACGAAAACCAAUCUGGUUAAUGUGACACGUCGUACUGGAGUGACAUCUGCCGUCACAGAGUAUGUUGUGGUUACCUGCUGUAGUACAAGUGGCACUCCUAUCCUCAGUGAUGCUGUGUUUGUGGAGGUCAAUCUCACACCCAAUGUGACACUAGACUGGAGCAAGGCUACUGCACAAUCUGCUGUUAAUGCUGGCAGGAAGUACCAGAAUCCAGCCUAUGUAGAUGUGGCUCCAUGCCCUUGUGAUUUGACCUUUGACCUCUGUGACAUUAACUGUUGCUGUGAUACGAAUUGCACUGAUGCCAUGAAGAGCUCGUUUUCCUUCUGUGUUCCUGGACUGGCAGGGGGAGAGACAGCCCCUGUACCGGAGUAUGACUGUGACUCCACACAUCCACUUAAGGAUGACUGGUUUCCCCUCAUGUGUGUGUAUCGGGAGUACAAUGCCCUGCUUGGCUACUUCUACGCAAACUCACUAAGUGUUCGCUCUUCACAGAGUUUUCAGGAGAAAAUUUCUGGAGAAGAAUUUUACUCAUACAAGGAGGAAGAGUCGAGAACAUCAGCUACUUUGUCAACAGCUUAUAAAUCAGGGACAACAGUGACUGUUAGCCAGGACGGAACAAGUCAGGAGUAUACUGUACCGCUGGUGCUACCCCACCGUGUGUUGUCUGGCCAGUGUACCCUGGCAUCCCCAGUCCAAUACCUAGUGGAUGAUAACACAGACUGCUUGAUUGACCUGAAUGAGGCCUCGUGUUCAGUAGAUGGGUCUUUUAAUGCCUUAUUUUAUGUGGAGUCAAGUAGUACAAGGAGCCCUUCCUGUCCCAAACCUUUUGUGGUUCGUGGUAACAAUGGAUUGGAAAGUACAACCAUAGCUGUGACAUCUGUAAAUUAUCAUUGUACUACUGACUUCACAGGAUAUAUCAAGGAUAACACUGUAACAUCACCCACACGACCUACAAACACAACAACAUUUAACUACACAAUGCCUAGUCUGGCUGAUCAGGAUGAAUGUGGAAAUGAUAUAACUACUGACUUUAACACUAUUGCUACCAGUACCUCUGACGAGACCACCCUCCCUCCACGCUGUAGUUUUGAUAAUGGAUACCAACGUCCACCUGUUCCAUCAUUCGAUAAUGCUAAUUCUUUGUGUAGUAACACUGUACUGGAGGUGCGUUACAAGUUCCUUUGGUCUGGGUCACAGAUACUGCAACUGAAUGCCACAGUGAUCAUGGGAAAUGUACCUGUAGGCUCUGUGAUCACCCAAAAAUUCUCUACAGAGUUUAUACACAGCUUCAGUGGUAACAUCAGUCAGGAUGAUUAUUUAGGCCUCGGAACAAGCUUUGAACGAUCAGGCUGGCCUGGUUAUGACAAAGGGAAGCCACUCUUCACAGGAUCAGCAAUGACCUUGAAUGAUGGGGCAUUCUAUGUUAAUCAGAAUACAAGCAGGCAACAUGCCUUGUGGAGCACUGAUGUUAAUGGACUGUGUUAUAAUGCUGGAAGAAGACCUAUAAUGUUUGGGGAGGACUCCUUUACAAGUUGUGAUAUUUACCUCACAGCUGCUGACUUAUAUGGAGAUUGUGAAGAUUUGAGGAAAUUACUAAUCAAUCGCUUGAACAACCUGAUGGCUGCGGACAGAAUUGGACGAUUUGGUAAUAAUAAUCCAUAUGACAGUAGCCACUGGGUUACAGUUCAAAGGGGUAAUCUUUCCUAUGUGUGUGAGCGCCCGGUCAACUUGACGGAUGCAGACGUGAUUGCAAGAGAAUCAAGUGGAAUGUGUACUGAUGUAGUGACAGGAAUUAACUUGGAAAUAAUGUACGCAGAGACUGGAAAAUCUGACUACCAGCCUAUCUAUGAGGUCAUAGGCGCCUUUAUCAGUUACACUAACAUCACACUGAACCUGACCUGUGGUACAAGUGGAGAUCCAGCUUGUCAGGGCAUAGGAGUGCAGGCUUUCCCCAUCCAUAGCACAGUCAACUUUGUCAAGGUGUCAGCCCAGACUCCACCCAGAAUUGACAGGUGGCAGGAGUUCUAUGAUGCUUCAAUCUGCAGUAAAGACACAUGCUGGGAAGAGCUUAUAUACCCCCUGUCUAGUGCCUAUGAUGGUUCCAAACAGUUUGCCCUCGCAAUGGUCCUCUUACUCAUCCUCUUCAUCAUCGGCUAUCUCAUGCUUGUCCGGCCAUGGUGGUCCAUCAAUAUAUAGCACACAACACUGAUCAGCUAGGAUGUAGUCAGUGUUAAAAAUGGUGGCACAGAUACUGAUUCUAAUUGUUAACGACCAACACGGACACAGAUACUGAUUCUAAUUGAUAAGGACCAACACAGACACAGAUACUGAUUCUAAUUGAUAACGACCAACACGGACACAGAUACUGAUUCUAAUUGAUAAGGACCAACACAGACACAGAUACUGAUUCUAAUUGAUAACGACCAACACGGACACAAAUACUGAUUCUAAUUGUUAACGACCA
Molecule: messenger RNA, 3521 nt
Organism: Ylistrum balloti
Lineage: Eukaryota; Metazoa; Mollusca; Bivalvia; Pectinida; Pectinidae
Product: serine-rich adhesin for platelets-like
Exons: 21
Coding region: 20-3253 (1077 amino acids)
Biological process (GO): cilium assembly
Source: RefSeq, a predicted model, not a curated record